Molecule: messenger RNA, 2656 nt
Organism: Chelmon rostratus (copperband butterflyfish)
Lineage: Eukaryota; Metazoa; Chordata; Actinopteri; Chaetodontiformes; Chaetodontidae
Gene: ints9
Product: integrator complex subunit 9
Exons: 17
Coding region: 97-2073 (658 amino acids)
Biological process (GO): snRNA processing
Cellular component (GO): integrator complex
Source: RefSeq, a predicted model, not a curated record
GUGCGAGCAGUGUCCUGAAAAAGCUCUGUAGAAGGAUGCAGUGUUAGCAAAUCCGAGUAUCUAAAACUAAUUUAUCAGUCGUGGCUGGUGUUGAAAAUGAAAUUGUAUUGUCUGUCUGGUCAUCCUACAUUGCCUUGCAAUGUCCUCAAAUUCAAAUCCACCACCAUCAUGCUGGACUGUGGGCUGGACACCACAUCUGCCCUCAAUUUCCUGCCCCUUCCUCUGGUACACAGCCCUCGACUCUCCAAGCUACCUGGUUGGAUCUCUAAGGAUGGAACAUUAAACUUAGAAAAGGAGCUGAAGGAAUGUGCAGGACGAGUGUUUGUCGACUCACAGCCAGAGUUCUGUCUCCCUGAGAGAGAACUGCUGGAUCUAUCUACCAUCGAUGUCAUCCUGAUCUCCAACUACCACUGUAUGAUGGCCCUGCCCUACAUCACUGAACACACAGGCUUCACUGGGACAGUGUACGCUACAGAGCCCACCCUGCAGAUUGGCAGACUUUUGAUGGAGGAACUGGUGAACUUCAUGGAGCGAGUUCCCAAAGCCCAGUCUGCCACCUGCUGGAAAAAUAAAGAAAUACAGAGGAUGCUCCCUGGGCCGAUGAAGGAUGCAGUAGACGUGUGGACGUGGAAGCGAUGCUACAGCAUGCAGGAGGUCAACUCUGCCCUCAGCAAAGUGCAGCUUGUGGGCUACUCACAGAAAGUGGAGUUGUUUGGAGCUGUACAAAUCUCCCCCUUAAGCUCCGGCUACUCAUUGGGCAGCUCCAACUGGAUCAUCCAGUCUCAUCAUGAGAAAGUUUCCUAUGUGUCUGGUUCAUCCCUCCUCACCACACAUCCACAGCCCAUGGACCAAAGCUCCCUUAAGAACAGCGAUGUUCUGAUUCUGACAGGCCUCACCCAGAUGCCCACCGCCAACCCAGACGGCAUGCUGGGAGAAUUCUGCAGCAACCUUGCCAUGACAAUUCGAGCAGGAGGCAAUGUUCUAGUGCCGUGCUACUCCUCAGGAGUGAUAUAUGACCUGCUGGAGUGUCUGUACCAGUUCAUCGAGAGCGCCAACCUGGGGACCACGCCCUUCUACUUCAUCUCACCUGUCGCCAACAGCUCGCUGGAGUUCUCUCAGAUCUUUGCUGAGUGGCUUUGCCACAACAAGCAGUCGAAGGUGUAUCUUCCAGAGCCUCCAUUCCCUCAUGCAGAGCUCAUCCAGACCAACAAGCUGAAGCACUACCCCAGCAUUCACGGAGACUUCAGCAGCGAGUUCCGUCAGCCGUGCGUGGUGUUCACCGGUCACCCGUCCCUGCGCUUCGGGGACGUGGUCCACUUCAUGGAGCUGUGGGGCAAAUCCAGCCUCAACACCAUCAUCUUUACUGAGCCAGACUUUUCUUACCUGGAUGCUCUGUCUCCCUACCAGCCACUGGCUAUGAAGUGUGUUUACUGUCCCAUUGACACACGGCUCAACUUCCAUCAAGUAUCAAAGCUGCUCAAGGAGGUCCAGCCGCUCCAUGUGGUGUGUCCAGAGCAGUACACCCAGCCUCCACUGACCCAGUCCCACCGCUCUGAUCUGAUGCUGGAGCUGCAGCCCCCUCCCAUGCCCUACAGACGCUGCUCUGUACUCAACUUGCCCUUCAGACGCCGCUAUGAACGCAUCUACAUACUGCCUGAGCUGGCCAACUCCCUGGUGCCCUCUGAGAUUAAACCUGGCAUCUCCCUGGCAACAGUGUCUGCAGUGCUGCACUCCAAGGACAACAAACACACACUGCAGUCGGUGCCCAAACCCCCUCCAGUGCCCCCCAGCAAGAAGAGGAAGCGGGUAAUAGAGGAGCCUCCAGUGAUGCUGGCCCCCAAACCUCUGCUGAGUGGAGCGGUGCCUCUGGAAGCUUUCCUGUCCACAUUGCAAAAGCACGGCAUUACAGAGGUCAAAGUGGAGGAGACGGCAGACGGACACAUCCUGCACCUGCAGGCGGAGGACACUCUGAUCCAGCUGGAGGAGGACGGGACGCACAUCGUCUGCGACAACAACGAGCCGCUGCGUACCACGCUGCGAGACCUGGUGCUGCGCUUCCUGCAGAAACUCUGACCUGAAUCCUGUCUGCGCCUCCUGAUCGUUCGUUUUUCAACAGUAUUUCUGCCUCACUGGACGGUGGAUGGCUGCAGAGAUGGUGGUGGAGCGAAAGGAUAUGAUGAACAGUUGUGAAGUGGACCCUCUCCACCUCAGUCAUAUUGACACCAGUUUUACUGUCAAGUCUAGUUAUAUUUUGUAUUAUAGUAUUUUGUAUUAAAAGAUUCUUCAGACAUGUGACUCUCACCUCUACAGCCUCUUCAGUCAGGAAACUAAUGUAGUGAAACAUAAAUGAAAAGCUGGGAUCAUCAGUCAUAAGCUUGAGUUUUCCAAAGGAGGAAGUGAGAACAGAAGUUCAACAGAAAAAUGUCAAAGCCAUAUAUUUAAAAAAUCUCUUUAAAACCCAAUGUCUAAAGUGGCAUUUGCAAUCCCGACUCAAGUUUAAUCCAGAAUUUCUGUCAUCCCAUCGGCUGAAGGUGGCCCGAGUUUCCAGGUGUCAUACUGGGAACAGAAUGUUCAGCUAUCUGAAUGAAAUGAUCACAGGUUGUCCUUCCAAAGAGGGAACUGCUCUAUAUCCUGUACUCCUUUACUGAAUCAGCCA